Castor canadensis (American beaver) is the source of this 5485-nucleotide messenger RNA. The record is from RefSeq and is a predicted model, not a curated record. NCBI's taxonomy places the organism in Eukaryota, Metazoa, Chordata, Mammalia, Rodentia, Castoridae.
AAUCCACAACAUUGCACUGUGGGGACGUCCCCAGGCUCCUGUGACUUCAUGCAGUUCCCCAGAUGGGCAGACGGAGGCCAGAGGGGGGAAGCCCCCUGCCCCAAGCCACUCAGGGACCUCAUUGGUGGAGUCAGGAUGAGACCCCCACACGAGAAAGACCCCCAACACUGUCCUCUCCAGCAUCCUUCUGGCUUCGGGUGGGGAUCGAGACAGUCUUGGUGCCAUUUUUCUGGGGCUCAGCGACUGGCCCUCCCUGGGCCAGUCUGUGACAACCUCCUGUGUCCCAGCUGUGCCUCAGUGCAGCCCAGGAGGGCCAGGACAGAACGUGGGGAAGGAAUGUGUCCUGGUCCCGCCCCUGACCCUUGACCUCUGGUGGGAGAUUCCUGGCCAUUUUAAGAGACUUUUGGCCAGGACUUGUCACAGAUCUAAAUCUGUCCUUGGAAUAGGGCCCUGGAGUCGCUAUUCAUAGAAGCUCCCAGAAUAGCUUUGGCACCUGUUGCCCAGUGUUCCAGGGUGGGGAUUGGACCCACAUGGAGAAGAACAUGCUGGGGCCCCUCCCUAGGGCCCUGCCCAGUGCUUUCCCAGGCCUGUCUCCCAGGCACUGCCUGUCAUCAGGCCAGAGUGACUGCUGGAAAGUAGAGUGGAGACAGUGGGAGGGGACCCCUCUGAUGCUGUGUGGCCCCAGAAGGACUGACACCCUCUCUGGGCUCUGCUACUCUUCUCUGUCCCUGAAAGCAGGAGAGGGCUCUUUAAAGGUGGGUGACAGGCUGCUCAGUGUGGAUGGGAUCCCCCUGCACGGGGCCAGCCAUGCCACCGCCCUGGCCACGCUACAGCAGUGCAGCCAAGAGGCCCUUUUCCAAGUGGAGUAUGAUGUCACUACCCCUGACACAGUGGCAAACGCUUCAGGUCCCUUGGUGGUGGAAAUAGCCAAGACGCCGGGAUCUGCCCUGGGGCUCUCGCUUACCACCGGCUCCCACCGGAACAAGCCAGUUAUCACCAUUGACCGUAUCAAGCCAGCCAGCGUGGUGGACAGGAGCGGCGCCCUGCACGCUGGGGACCAUAUCCUGUCCAUCGACGGCACCAGCACGGAGCACUGCUCACUGCUCGAGGCCACCGAGCUCCUAGCCAGCGUAUCGGAGAAAGUGAGGCUGGAGAUCUUGCCCGUGCCCCAAAGUCGGCGGCCCCUGAGGCCCCCAGAGGCAGUACGAGUGCAGAGGAGCGAGCAGUCACACCGCUGGGACCCCUGCGUGCCCUCCUGCCACAGCCCAAGGCCCGGUCACUGCAGGACACCCCCCUGGACUGCCCCGGUGGGCCAGGACCAGAGCCGAUCCUUGUCCUCCACUCCCUUUUCCUCGCCGACCAUGAACCACGACUUUCCCUGCACCAAUGCCAGCACCCUGGCCCGGGGAGCCCAGCCUGCGAGCCCCAGGACCAUGGCGGGGCGGAGGAGGCAGCGGAGGAGGGAGCACAGGAGCUCGUUGUCACUGGCCUCCAGCACAGUGGGGCCAGGUGGACAGAUUGUGCACACGGAGACCACGGAGGUCGUGCUUUGUGGAGAUCCCCUCAGUGGCUUUGGCCUCCAGCUCCAGGGUGGCAUCUUUACCACUGAGACCCUGUCCUCCCCACCCUUGGUGCGUUUCAUCGAGCCUGACAGCCCUGCUGAGAGGUGUGGGCUGCUGCAGGUGGGGGACCGCGUUCUGUCCAUCAAUGGCAUCGCCACAGAAGAUGGGACCAUGGAGGAGGCCAACCAGCUGCUGCGGGAUGCUGCACUGGCCCGCAAAGUCGUGCUGGAGGUGGAGUUCGACGUGGCGGAGUCCGUCGUCCCAAGCAGCGGGACCUUCCACGUGAAGCUGCCCAAGAGGCGCGGUGUGGAGCUGGGCAUCACCAUCAGCUCAGCCAGCAGGACACGAGGGGAGCCCCUGAUCAUCUCCGACAUCAAGAAAGGCAGCGUGGCACACAGGACUGGUACCCUCGAGCCAGGCGACAAACUCUUGGCCAUUGACAACAUCCGCCUGGACCACUGUCCCAUGGAGGACGCUGUGCAGAUCCUGCGUCAGUGCGAGGAUCUGGUGAAGCUGAAGAUCCGGAAGGAUGAGGACAACUCGGAUGAGCAAGAGGGCUUAGGCGCCGUCAGCUACACAGUGGAGCUGAAACGCUAUGGUGGUCCUCUGGGCAUCACCAUCUCGGGCACAGAGGAGCCAUUCGACCCCAUUGUCAUCUCGGGCCUCACCAAGCGUGGCCUGGCUGAGAGGACUGGCGCCAUCCACGUAGGGGACCGUAUCUUGGCUAUCAACGGUGUUAGUCUCAAGGGCCGGCCACUGAGCGAGGCCAUCCACCUGCUGCAGGUGGCAGGCGAGACGGUCACACUGAAGAUCAAGAAGCAGCUGGACUGCCCUCUCCUUCCCCGCAAGUCAGGCAGCCUCAGUGAGGCCAGCGAUGCAGACGAGGACCCGCCAGAGGCUCUCAAAGGGGGCCUGCUGGCGACUCGCUUCUCACCAGCUGUGCCCAGUGUGGACAGUGCCGUGGAGACCUGGAGCAGCUCGGCCACAGAGGGUGGCUUUGGAGGCCCAGGAUCCUACACCCCACAGCGGAGUCUGACUCCCCAGGAGUGGGGGCCCAGCAGGCUAAGGAACAGCCCCCUACCCAUCGAGCCCCGGAGGACCAGCUGCACCCCAGCUCCUGCUGACGACAGCUUCCCCGAGGAGGAAGAGGAGGAGGGGGACUGGGAGCCACCAACAAGCCCAGCCCCCGGCCCUGCCCAAGAGGAGGGCAUCUGGAGAGUGUUCGGAGAGGCCCUGGAAGACCUGGAGUCGUGUGGCCAGUCAGAGCUGCUGAGGGAGCUGGAGGCCUCCAUUAUGACAGGCACUGUGCAGAACAUGGCCCUGGAGGGCAGGCCUGGCCCCCGGCCCUGGAGGAGAGGCCGGGAGGUCCGAGCGUCCCCUGAAGACCUGCAGGAGCUACUGUUGCCAACACCCUUGGAGAUGCACAAGGUGACCCUACACAAGGACCCUGUGCGGAACGACUUUGGCUUUAGCGUGUCAGACGGACUCCUGGAGAAGGGUGUCUACGUGCACACAGUGCGCGCUGAUGGCCCGGCCCAGCGCGGUGGCCUUCGGCCCUUUGACCGGCUCCUGCAGGUCAACCAUGUUCGCACGCGAGACUUUGACUGCUGCCUGGCAGUGCCACUCCUGGCUGAGGCAGGUGACAUCCUGGAGUUGGUCAUCAGCCGCAACCCCCUGGCACAGAGCAACCGGACUUCACAAGGUCCAGGUCCCAACAGUCCCCGGAUGCUCUGAAGUCAGCACACGGUCUGGACAGCAUGUGGCUGGGCUGGAGAAGUGGACACCCACUCGUCUAUCUGUGGUUCUGGAGAUUCCAAGUGAGGAAUGGGCCUUGGUCUCUGCUCCCCUGUUCUGUGGUUACUGGGGUGCCAGGCAAUGAAGUCCCUCCCUCCAUUGGAGUGACAGCUGGUUUUCACCAACUCAAGUGUCCAAGAUGCUCAGAGGAGCCCACUCCAAUGAGGUCGGGACAGGCGGCUCAUCUGAGGAGCGAGGCUGAGGUGUGUGUGGAUGGUGGGUGGGUGGGGUCCUAGGUCCAUUCAGGGCCUCCUUGCAGAGGACAGGAGUUGGGAAAGCCCAGCUCAGUGUGGGGAGCUGGAAUGAGCUUCCAGGGAGGAGGAAUGAGUUCCCUGUCACAGGUGAACGCGCGAGAGCUGGGUCUCCCAGUGAGUUCACAGCCUGAGGCUUGAGGUGAUCGUCUGUGGACCCAGGUGGUCAUUUUCCUAAUGGGAAGAGCCACCUCAUCCAGAGACCCUGCCAGUAGGAAGGACGAGGCCUAGCGAGAGCCAGUGUCUUCCUUGUUCCUAAAUCCUGGCGUUUGGGGCUCUCGGGUUCUGACAGCCAGAUUCCUACCAUCUCCAUUCAGGAGACCCUGGUGGGAGGCAUCUGGGGUCCCAGGAAGCUCUGGCCUCUUCAUUCUGAAACUUGGUGGUUUGAUCCUUUCAGCUUCUGUGACUUGGGUCAGGUGGGGUCCCUAGGCAGCCUCAGUGUCAGACUGAGGGCUGUCAGCCCACCUGCCACAACUCACACCCCUCAGCCCUCCAUGAAGGAGGGGAGCAUUUGGGGUCAAUACACCCAAGGAGGUUCCAUUCGCCUGCCAUUCCCGUGAAUACUGGAAAAACAUGGACAUACGGGUGGAGGUGAGAAAUGGUGCAUUCCUCCCAAGUGCAAAUUGGUGAAGGAAAAAGAGUUGGGAAAGUUCGGUCCCACUUGAAAUCUGGUUGCACCGGCAGCCCUUAACGUCAUUGUCCUGUGUCCACAACAUAGAGAAAGGCCCAGACCUUCACUUGGUAGUCAGGGCUGUGGCCUCUGAGAGGUGGGCAGGGUUCAGCCUGUCUGGGUAUUGGCUUUGCCCCAACCCGGCUCUUCAUAGGGUCUCAAGAAGACAGAGGCCUCCAUUCCCACCUCCACCCUUUUCUACCCCUGGGGCCCAUGGAGGCCAGAAAAACACUCUUCUGCUCAAGGCUGAUGGACAGAGAGGCCCUUCCUCUUCGCCCUGGUUCCCUCGUUGGCUGACCCCUUCCAGAUCACCUCCUAGUCUGGACAAUAAAGGGGACAGUCUAAGCAGGUACAGGUUUCAUGGUCAAGGCCAGGACCAUCUCCACCUGCCCGCUGAGACCCCUUCGGCUCCCUGCCCACUCUCCCUCCACUUCCCCAGCCCUGCCCCUCGAUGGUACCGCCUGGAAGGCCCUGAAUGCCUGCAGCUGGGUUGUCCUGUGCUUCUGCCAUCUUGGAUUUCUGUGUAAACAUCCACACCAGGGUGAAAGAGCAGUGUGCAUUCCUCACAGGGGCACCAAACAAAAGCCAGGAGCCCUCAGCUUUGAAGGCCAGUGGAUGGCACAGCAGAGAUGGCUCCUGACUACCAAUAGCCACAGCUGUGUGACCUUAGGCACGUGACUCUGGGCCUCUGCUAAGUAACAUGGCUGGACUGGACACUCAGGGCCUCUCGGUUUGGGAAAGCGGCAUUCAUUUCCAGGAUGGGAGGACACGAAGCAAGGGAAAACACAUCCAGUCUGACCCUCCUUGGGCUGAGGCCUCUGCCAUUCUCCCAGACAUAUGCAAUCAGGCCUGGCAGCGGGUGGACCUCCUAGCCUGACCAGCUGGCCUCCUCAUAUGCAAUAUUCCCUCUGGCUUCUCACAGGGGUGUUCGGCCCAGACCUGACAUUCCCGAUGCCCUCCCCAGCAAGCCUGCCUGCCUAUGCAUUUUGGGUACCACCCCUGUGACUUGUCUCCCACCCCCAAAGCUGUAUUUUUCUCUGGCUGAAAUUAGAGCAUAUGCCUUGUAAAGUAUUUUUCUACUCCGGGUUCUUAGGGCUCUGGGAAGCACAAAUGCCGUUUGCGGUCUGUUUGGGGCCCAUGUGUAAAUCUUUGACCUGCUGGGGGCUGCAGGGACCUGGGGGGUGCUAUUGGGGUGAAUUUUUAAUAAA